AUGUCUUCAUCCAUACUCAAUAAUCGCUCGGCUCGCAGUACGCCUGCCGUAGCCAACUCCGCCUUUAGCCCUCCUGCCGAAGCCUCCAGCUCUUCGGCCCAAGAGAGAGGUUCAAUUGUGCGAGAUAACUCUCCUGAAGCCGAGAGCCUUCCAUCCAACCCAGCUGUUACGCCUAUCAUCACACAUGGGGAUAACCUCGCGUCGCCCAACGGCCGAAGCUCGGAAGCUGAUACAGUUGUGCCUCUCCAGCCUGCUGUUAGCCAAGACCCCGCCAUUCGAUCUCGUCCCGGCUCACGUACCGGUAACUUUGUCACUCCCAAGACCGCUCGCUUCUCUCAGGAUGGCGCAGAGCCUGUUCAAUACUCGGGCGGCUCGAUAAAGUCUGCUCGACGACGUACACGCGAGCGUGAUGACUACGACUUUGAUCAAGCUGCCGACUACGCACCCAUGAGUGACUAUGAACGGUACUAUCGUACUGAAGGUCGCAAUGAUCGUGAGCGGUACACUCGAAGGGGUCCUUACCCACCUCCCUCACACAUGAACCGUCGUCGAGCACCUCCUCAUGACUCGGACGAGGAGUUCUACAGUAGCGAUGAUCCUCGACUGCCUCCUAAUGGUGGACGUAGGAUGAUGGAUGAAGAGUUGGGCUACUCUGGUCGACCUUACGCUUUCCGACGCACUUCUACUCUUAACGGCUUCAACAUCACAACCGGCAAACUUCAAUGGAAUGAGUUAAGCCGACAGGAGAAGUCAGAAAUUAUGCGUCUUCCAUUGACGCAGUGGAUGAACUCAAAUUUCAAGAACCACUUCGUUGCUAGUAUGGGGGAGUUCAUUGGUACCACCAUGUUCCUCUUCUUUGCCUUUGCUGGCACAGAGGUUGCCAAUAUCCAGGCCGACACCAACAACAGGACAACCACUGGUGAAUCUACAGGCAGUCUUAACGUUUCCAAACUCCUUUACAUCUCCAUCAUCUUUGGAUUUUCUCUUAUGGUCAAUGUCUGGGUCUUCUUCCGUAUCAGCGGAGGUCUCUUCAACCCUGCCGUCACCAUGGCCAUGUUGAUGGUCAAGGCCAUUAGCAUCACAAGAGCUGUCUGUCUGUUCCUCGCCCAAAUCCUUGGGUCCAUGCUUGCCUCGGUUGUUGUGCGGUAUCUAUUCCCCGAAACAUUCAAUGUUCGAACUACUCUUGGUGGCGGUGCAUCUCUGGUUCAGGGUGUAUUUAUCGAGGCUCUUCUUACUGCCGAAUUGGUCUUCACGAUCUUUAUGCUUGCCAAGGAGAAGCAUCGAGCUACCUUCAUCGCUCCUGUGGGCAUUGGUCUGGCCCUCUUCAUUGCAGAGAUGGUCGGAGUCCAGUUCACUGGAGGCUCGCUCAACCCUGCUCGAAGCUUCGGUCCCUGUGUUAUUACCGGUAGCUUCGAUUCGGAGCACUGGAUCUACUGGGUUGGCCCUGCCAUCGGUUCACUGAUCGCCGUAUGCUUCUACUGGUUCAUCAAGACCCUGGAGUAUGAGAUGGCCAACCCUGGCGCCGAUGGCGACGAUCUCAACGACCCCACAAAGAACCCUGAAAAGCGAGCCGAGAUCCAAGCUGCCAAACCGGCGGUAGUGCCCACAGCAGCUUUUGGCACCGGCAAGACGGCUUCCAUUCUCAGUUAA
Messenger RNA from Fusarium coffeatum, 1650 nucleotides. RefSeq lists its product as uncharacterized. Gene Ontology annotation, molecular function: water channel activity. Bases 1 to 1650 code for a protein of 549 amino acids. Lineage: Eukaryota; Fungi; Ascomycota; Sordariomycetes; Hypocreales; Nectriaceae. The transcript has a single exon. Gene Ontology annotation, biological process: transmembrane transport. Gene Ontology annotation, cellular component: plasma membrane. The record is from RefSeq and is a predicted model, not a curated record.